Messenger RNA from Leptidea sinapis, 3333 nucleotides. Its product is annotated as serine/arginine repetitive matrix protein 1-like. The transcript is spliced from 4 exons. The record is from RefSeq and is a predicted model, not a curated record. The coding region runs from base 427 to 2505 and encodes 692 amino acids. NCBI's taxonomy places the organism in Eukaryota, Metazoa, Arthropoda, Insecta, Lepidoptera, Pieridae.
GUCUUUAAUUUUUAAGUCUUGAUCAGUUUUUAGGUGCAGAUUCGUGUCCAUCUGUGGCUCAGUUCAAGACUUCCAGUUAUUCUUAGAUAAACUAUGCUUCAAAAUUUAACUCCUUGCAUAUCGCAUUGCACUUUUAUUUUGUAAAUUAAUUAUGUGUACAAUACAGUUUUAAACAUACACAUUAAAAAUAAUAUUAAUAUCAUAGCGAACAGUAACUCUUUAAUAUAAUAUUGUGUUUAUUUUAAUGUGAAUUUUAGCCUGUUUACUUGGCAAGCUCUUUAAUUCUUCUGUUAUACAUUUUACCAUCCUUGUUUCUGAAAUAUUAUUUUAAUUAUUGAUGCUUAUUAUUUAAGACUUUUAUUCGAGUUUCUAAUUUAUUCAUAUUUUUAAGUACCUACUGAAAAAUAGUCCGACAUCCUCAUUUCGAUGGCAGAUAAAGAAACUUCUGAACCGGAAGAUAUUCCGAGUGACUUUUUUGAUGACUUUAAUAAAGAAGAUUUUAUGGAAGGUUUGAGUGUUAUUGACAGCUGGAACGACGGUGAUAAUCCACGAGAAAGGCAUAUUCUUGGUGAAGAUGUAGACAGAGUUCAAGAUUUACGUGAGCUGAUAAAUAAUGAGGAAAAGGAUAUGGCACCGCAUCAGGAAAAGACGCAACACGAUCAACCGGUUUUAACUCCAAGUAACAAUGACAGUAAAGAAGAUCACAAACCCACAAAUCACCUGGAUGAUUACAUUAAGCCUGGAAGCCGUCGUGAUCCCUCUAAGACCAAAGAAGCUAUAAAACGAGAUAAGCAAAUAAAGGUUAAAGAAUAUCUUGCUAAACAUCUGGAAGAUGACUUGCGGCCACCAGGAACAGAGCUGGAUAGUUAUUAUGAGGAUACUAAGACUACUAAAGUAUUAAAACCCGAUUAUAGACAGGAAAAAAGUUAUGAAAAGCAUGAGAUAUUGGAAUCACAAUCAAGAAAACAUUCAAGAGACUCUCAAUCAUUCAAGAAAGUCAAUCAAAUAAAUGUCCCAAAACAACGUUGGCUCUCACCAACAAAAAGACACUGGGAAGCUUCAAAACACCAAUAUUCUCCAAGGCAGAAGAUCUCACCGCAUUGGCAUCAGUCACCAAGACAACAUUAUUCACCAAGGCAAGAUCAUUCUCCACGAAGGCAAGGAUCACAGCGACAUCAAUAUUCUCCAAGACGGAAAGUUUCACCACAAUGGAAAAACUCACCACGAAGACAAGUAUCACCUUAUAGGCGUCAGCAUUCUCCACUCCAACACAGACCAACAAGCCUACAUUAUUCUCAUCAUUGGAGUCCCCAGCGGCACAGCCCCAUAAGGUCCAGCAGAAGAUAUAGCCCCCAAGAAAGAAGAUCACAUAGAUCAAGAUCACCACACAGACCACUAAGAUCAUCUUUAUCUCGGUCACGUUCUAGAUCUUAUUCUCAAUCUGCAAAGGAUAAAAGAUCCAAUUUCCCUUAUCCUAACAACUACAGUUCAAUUGCUACACAUGAGUUAUAUCAUGGAGAAUAUCAGCAAACAUCACAAUAUGAUGCGACAUAUCCUCAAGCACAGGCUUAUCCUGCCUAUGAUGUAAAUUAUGCACCUCCUCAGCAAGAACCUUUCCCACAACCAGUACCUGCUCCAAUUAGUACUGUGGUAUCCGUAAAUCCUGAUACAUAUCCAGAAAUGGUUCCACCUCCUUUAGUGGUAAAUUCUGUACCCUCCCAAUCAUUAGAGAGUAAACCAAUAUUACAUUAUGAUGCAUUGGCAAAAUUAGUGGCUGAUGGAAAACUUUCCCAUGAAGACUAUUUAAAACUUGCACCUCCCAGUCACAGUUUAAACCAUGGAAUGGAGACUACAGAAAGAAUUUCUGUAAUAAAUCGUUGCACUGAAGCAAUUUCACGUCUUGGUAAUUUGAGUUUGCCUAACCGUUUGAAAAUAAGCCACUUUCCUGGACAAGAACAAAAGUGUAUUGAACCACAGUUUGUUUCUCCAUUAAAAAGACAAACAGCUAUGGAAUUUUACUUCUCCAACAUGAACAAAUCAAUGAUUAGCCAACGCAACAAAGAAGUUCUUGACACAGUUAUUACAACUUUGUCAUUAGAAAAAAUAGUAGCAAGACCAAAAAUGACAUCGAAUAAUACUAAGGAUGUAGCAGUUCAGACAACAAAACCUGUGUGUGAAGUGUGUGAAAUACGUGAAUAUACAAAGUUUAGUGAAGUUGGUACUGCAGUUGAUCCCAAACAUUUCUCUUCAUCAGUGCAUACUCAAGUAUUGGAUGAAGAUUUGUACAAUUCAAAGGCACUUUUCAACGCAAUGGGUGGCAGCAGUGCUCAAAUUUCUUUAGCUCAUCUUACACCGGCGCAGCUUGUGUCACAGUUAGCAGCAAAGGCGAAGUCACUAAAAGAACCCGAUAGUCCUCAAUCACUCAAUGCAAGAAAUGUUCCUAAUUACAACUACUUCAACCGAAGAGGUGAAUAUCCAGAAUCAAAUUUUAAUUAUCGUUACUAAAUAAACCCUGGCUCAGUUUGUGUUUUGUUUAGUUUUUAAUAUCUAGCCAAAACAUUUAUUUUGUAAGAGACCAUGUUUAUUCCUGUUCAUCCUAUCCUAGUAUUAUUAUUCAUAAAAAUGUUUUUAUAAAUGGCAAAUGUUGUUAAGUAAUGGCCUGUUGAUUGUAAGACUGAAAACAUUGUGGUACUUUCAAUUCAACUGUGUACUAUAAUGUCUUCAGGACAAGUUAAACACCAUGAAAUAUAAUGCAUGCGCGCGAUCUUGUGCCUCACAGACAACCAGCUGUGGUGGUGGUUAUAAAUUCAUAACAAUUCUGUUGCUUCUAAUUGAUUCCAGAGUCUAUUAGAUGUCAAAAUUGAUUACCACUACUGCAGGUGUCCAUUGACUGUGCUGUUUUUAUUAAAUGUACAAUAUAGAUGCAGUUUCCUAUAAAGAAUCAAUAGAAGAGCAACUAGAAUGGAAGAUAAGGAAGAACUGGAAAGAGCACCAAUCAAGAGGAUUAUUUAAUUUAGUUAUUAAUGUUCAAUGUUUAUUAAUGUUCUUUAAUUAUACUUUUAAGUGUUAGUCUCAAACUGAUGAAUUACAUUUUUUUGUCAAGAAGUUUUUAUUUGAACCUGAAGAAUUGUCAACCUUUACCUUAUUUUUAUUUCAAAUUGUUAAAACAAGGGUACCAAUCAAAUUGUGGCACUGUAAAUCACUGAAUUUGAUUGAUACCUAUAUAGGUAUCAAAUUCAGUAGUUAUAUAGGAUACCUAUAUAGGUAUCAAAUUCAGUACCUACUGUAAUAGAAAUGGGAAAAUAAAUGAGGAAUAAAUACACUGAAAUUUAA